CAAUACCGCGCUGGUCGCCUUUAAACCUGGAUGAUACCCAACCGUUUCGUCAGUAGCUUGUCCACCGUUUGUAAGGCAAGUAUGAAACUCUCGCUUUCGUUGGCGUUGCUUGCGGCGGUGGCCGUUUUCGUCCGGGGUGGUCCCCUGGACGAUCACUACCAUCCAAGUUUCCCCGAGGAGCCCACCCGCAGCCGGAAUGCCCAACAGGAGCAAACCAUCGAGUACUGGCAGGAGCACGCCAAGCAAACCGUGGACACCUUGGUCAACCGGAAGGAGAACACGAACAUCGCCAAGAACGUCAUAAUGUUCCUGGGCGACGGCAUGUCGAUCUCGACCGUGGCCAUGGCUCGUGUCUACGCCGGAGGUGAGGAACGCCAGCUUUCGUUCGAGAAGUUCCCGCACAUUGGUAUGUCGAAGACUUACUGCGUGGACUACCAGGUUCCGGAUUCGGCCUGUACGGCAACUGCGUAUUUGACCGGAGUGAAGGGUAACUACGAAACGAUUGGAGUCAACGCUCAGGUUCCCAGUUACCAUUGUACGGCACAGUUGGACGCGAGUACUCACACCCACUCGAUUGGCAAGUGGGCAAUGGAUGCCGGGAAAGACGCUGGACUGGUAACGACGACCCGCGUGACACAUGCCUCCCCAUCUGGAGUCUACGCUCAUACUGCGAAUCGAGAUUGGGAAAGCGAUGAUUAUAUCCGUAGUGAUGGCUGUAAUCCGGAACUUAUUGAUGACAUUGCUAAGCAGUUGAUCCAUGGAGAAACCGGUAAGCGACUGAAGGUUAUCAUGGGUGGAGGUCGUCGGGAGUUCUUGGACAUGGACUUGGAUCCAGAAUAUCAGACCCGAGGAUAUCGUAGGGACGGAAGGAAUUUAAUCCAGGAAUGGUUGGACAUGGCCGACGGAACAGAAAACCGUACCUACGUAUGGAACAAGCAGGACUUGUUUAGGGUUGAUCCAACUAGGACUGACAAGCUGCUGGCCCUGUUCGAGCCUGGACAUUGUGCCUACAACUUGGAUCGUGUUCAUAAGCAGAUGGAAGGCGAACCCACCUUGGCAGAAAUGGUCGACCGUGCUACGGACAUUAUGAGCAAGAACGACAAAGGUUUCUUCCUGUUUGUGGAAGGCGGUCGUAUUGAUCACGGUCACCACGACACCUGGGGUAGACUGGCAAUCGACGAAACGGUACAGUUCUCGGAAGCAAUCGAGCUCGCCAGGAAGAAAUUCAGCGAGGAGGAUACUUUGAUCGUGGUCACUUCCGACCACUCGCAUUCCGUGAGCUUCUCUGGAUAUCCGAGCCGCACCAACGACAUCUUCGGCACGGCUGGCACAGCUUCCGAUGGACUGCCGUACAUGACGCUCAGCUACGCCAACGGAAUGGGAUACUACGACCACAUCGAUCCGGAAACCAAAGGCCGCAAGGACGUCCGCAAGAUGGACACCACCGCGGACUACUUCCGGUUCCCGGCGACGCUGCCGGUCGGUUCGGAAACCCACGGAGGAGAGGAUGUGGCCGUGUACGCUUCGGGUCCGUGGUCUCAUCUGUUCACCGGAUCGUACGAGCAGAACACCAUCCCGCACAUGAUGGCGUAUGCGCUGUGCGUCGGCGAUGGAUUGAAGGCCUGUCCGGCUACGGCGUAGAAGAGCAGCCCGAAUGACAACCGAGGGGGUAUUUUUUUAUUGGUAGAUUAAACUAAGUUAUUCACAAUCAAUCUCGAGAUUAUAAUAAACGGCUGUCGCUAGAA
Messenger RNA from Aedes albopictus (Asian tiger mosquito), 1745 nucleotides. RefSeq names its product membrane-bound alkaline phosphatase-like. Bases 31 to 1641 code for a protein of 536 amino acids. Gene Ontology annotation, biological process: dephosphorylation. The transcript has 2 exons. NCBI's taxonomy places the organism in Eukaryota, Metazoa, Arthropoda, Insecta, Diptera, Culicidae. Gene Ontology annotation, molecular function: alkaline phosphatase activity. The record is from RefSeq and is a predicted model, not a curated record.